Molecule: messenger RNA, 470 nt
Organism: Sinocyclocheilus rhinocerous
Lineage: Eukaryota; Metazoa; Chordata; Actinopteri; Cypriniformes; Cyprinidae
Product: ferritin light chain, oocyte isoform-like
Biological process (GO): intracellular iron ion homeostasis; iron ion transport
Cellular component (GO): cytoplasm
Molecular function (GO): ferrous iron binding; ferric iron binding
Source: RefSeq, a predicted model, not a curated record
AACAACAAACACGAGAACAUAAACUGGAUUUAUAAAUCAAUCCAUUAAAGUUGUAUCUCUCCAGCAGUAAUCUGACGCGUGUCGUUGCUAAAGAGAAAUGUCUCUAGUCAAGCAGAAUCUCCUCCCGAAUAAUGAGGCAAACAUCAAUAAACUGAUCAACCUCAAACUGACGGCUUCAUAUGUGUAUCUCUCCUUGGGAAUGUAUUUUGAAGAUGAUGUGGCUCUGCCCAACUUCUCAAAGUUUUUUCUAGAGCGUUCACUGAAGGAGAGGGAUCAGGUGGAGCACCUGCUGGAGUAUCAAAACACAAGAGGAGGACGAAUCGUUCUCCAGACCAUUGCGGUGAGUGGGUUUUAGAAGAAAGGUUCACCUAAAAAUGUGAAUUGUCAUUUUUCCUCACCGUCUUGCCGUUCUAUACCCGUAUGACUUUUGUGUAGCACAAAAGGAAAUGUUUAGUAAAAAAUGCAGGUGU